This is a messenger RNA of Oryza sativa Japonica Group (Japanese rice), 1479 nucleotides long. RefSeq lists its product as uncharacterized. The record is from RefSeq and is a predicted model, not a curated record. NCBI's taxonomy places the organism in Eukaryota, Viridiplantae, Streptophyta, Magnoliopsida, Poales, Poaceae.
CUCCCCCCUUCUUCCCUUCGGCCUAGCUUCGGCCGGCGGCAGGCGGCGGCGGCGCGCAAGUUAGGCCCGGAGCGGCGAUGGCUGGACGGGCGAGCGGGUGGCGGCGGGGCGCAGGUGAGGGGAGCAACGGGAGGACGUGGUGGAAGAACGCCACCGUCUCGGGGAGCGGCACGCCACGGCGGAGCGCAAGGAGGCCGAGCGAGAGCUCCGGGGGCAUUCUCAUCCUGCUUCACGACGGCGUCGAAGGCGACGCUUCCCUUGGUGUCGACGGUGAGCGCGAGGAUCUUCGAGCCGCCCUUCUCGUCUUGCCGGCCCAUGCCGGGCGCGUACUGCGCGACGUGGAUCGGGUUGUGGUUCAGCUCGCUCUCGACCUCCUCCUCGUCGUCGUCGUCGUCGGCCACCUCCGCCUCCGGCAGCAACGCUAAGAGGAGGAGCAGGAAAGAACCCAAUGAGUUGAUCAAGAAGCCGCCAUUGCCGGGGCCUGGCAGUGAUCAGGGGAAGGCGUCAAUGUGCGGGCUGUACAACAGCAGCAGGGGCAGGGGCAGCGCGACGCAGUUCCAGAGCUCGGUGUUCUCCAUGGAGGAGAUCCUGCACACCACCAACAACUUCUCGCCGGCGCUCAAGAUCGGCCAGGGCGACUUCGGCGCCGUCUACAGGGGCGUCCUCCCCGACGGCAUCUUCGUCGUCGUCAAGUGCGCCAAGCUCCGGGCUCCGGGAGCGUUCUCACCCUGCUUCACGACGGCGUCGAAGGCGACGCUGCCCUUGGCGUUGACGGUGAGUGCGAGGAUCUUCGAGCCGCUCUUCUCGUCGCGUCGGCCCAUGCCGAGCGGGCACUGCGCGACGUGGAUCUCCGGAAAGGCCCUGCCGUCACCGAAGUCCUCCGGCCACCGCGGCACGAACCCGCCACGCUUCCCGUACGACGGCACGGGCUUGGAGGGGCCCGAAGGCUUCGCCGCCGCCGCCGCGUCGGACUGCGCCGACUCCCCGCCAUACCGCUCUGGGCCUCACUUGCGCGCCGCCGCCGCCCGCUCUCGCCGCCCGCCGCUCGCUUCCGCCGCGCGCCACCGGCCGAAGGGAAGAAGGGGAGAGAGAGAGAGGAGAGAGGGAGGAAGAAGGAAGGAGGACUGACACGUGGGCCCCAUAUUUCUUUUUAUGUGAAUGACUAAUGGGUCCCACACAUAUUUUUCAAUUCUAAUGCCACGUAAGUGCCACAUGUAAGGAAGACUUGGUUAAUAUCGCCACGUAGGCGCCACGUCAGCGAAACCGCCCUCCAAAACCGCCGAGGGAGUCAAAUUGCACCGGUUUUAAGAGUUUGGGGGUUGAGAUAUCCGGUUUUGUGGUUUAGGGUCACGGAUUAGAUUUCGAUCACUUUGAGGGUCACUUAUUCCAUCUCCAGCCGAUCUCAGACCCCAUCCAUAUCCAGUGUAUCCAUGGAAGAAAUAUUCAGUGGGGGAUUAGGGGGUCCCAUGGUCCCAGAAA